AUGUCACACGAGCGCUUCGCCCAGCCAAUAGCAAUCCCCGCGCAGCAGGCUCACCUCCACAUCCAACCACACCAGUUGACGUUUGCUAUCGAUAGUCAAGUUGACUCAGCCUGGACAUCACCGCCCACCAGCUCAAUUGUCCCCCGGCCCCCUUCCCUAGGGCACAAACCGUGCACCCAACCGCCUCGCUUCACCAGAUCCUCAAUCAUGUUCACCCACCUCCUCGGCCACCCCAUCCGCCUCGCCCUGUCAACCCUCAAAAUGACUUGCCUCGCCCAUCUUACCCUCACGCAGCUCGUCCAGGCAUCCCCUGCCCAAGGGCCCUCCAUGCUACCCACCUUCACAGUAGACGGGGACUGGAUCGCCGCAGACAUGCGUCACCGCCUGGGCCGCGGCAUAACCACAGGCGACCUAGUUCUCUACAAGAUACCCAUCUUCGCGAACCAGAACGGCGUCAAGAGGGUAGUCGGCAUGCCAGGCGAUUACGUCUCCCUGGGCACACCUGGGGAGAAUGGGGAGGACCAGAUGAUACAGGUACUAUGA
Messenger RNA from Metarhizium acridum CQMa 102, 543 nucleotides. RefSeq lists its product as uncharacterized. Gene Ontology annotation, cellular component: mitochondrial inner membrane peptidase complex; membrane. The record is from RefSeq and is a predicted model, not a curated record. Gene Ontology annotation, molecular function: serine-type endopeptidase activity. NCBI's taxonomy places the organism in Eukaryota, Fungi, Ascomycota, Sordariomycetes, Hypocreales, Clavicipitaceae.